CAAGUUUGUACACGCUCUGGCUGCCCUUGUUCCCAUCACCUCUGCUGCUUUUCCCUCCGCCAUGCAGCUUUCGCGGGCUUCCGCUGCCGCCGUUGCCCCUCUCCCCGCCCCUAUCGUUUGCGCCAAUUACCCCUCCGCAUCCCUUUCGCGGGCAGCUGCGCCUUCCGCCGUUCCGCUUUCUCUCAGCGCAACUCCUAGCAGCCCCACCACCUCCGCAUUCGACGGCCUAGGCGCGCUUCUACAUCGCACAACAAGCCGCGCGCAAAGCGCAACGUUCCGCGCGCACUCUUGCGCUCCCCGUGCGAUGGCAUCCGCGGCUGUAACAGCGUCCGCGGAAGUGGUCCCCGCGGUGAUCAUCGGCGCGGGGCGCGUGGGGCAGGCGCUGGAGAAGAUGGGCUGGGGGCGGGACGUGGUGGUGCGGCGGGGGGAGAAGGUUCCGGAGGGGGGGGAAGGGCCCAUCAUCGUGUGCACGCGGAACGACGCGCUUGACGCCGUGGUGGAUGCUGUGCCUGAAGGGAGACGGGAAGACCUGGUGUUCAUCCAGAACGGCAUGCUGGACCCCUGGCUGGCGUCCAAGGGCCUGCAGGACGCCACCCAGGUGCUCGUGUACUUUGCCGUGGCCAAGGCGGGGGACGCCCCCCUGGAUGGAAUCACGGACGUCAAUCCCGAGGGGCUCACUGCCGCCGCUGGCAAGUGGGCAGAUGCCGUUGCUGCCAGGCUCAAGUCAGCUGGGCUCAGCUGCAAGGUACUCUCCCCAUCAGCCUUCCGCGGCCCGCAGUUAGAGAAGUUGAUUUGGAUCUGCGCGUUCAUGCUGGUGGGGGCGAGGAACGGCGGAGUCACAGUGGGCGAGGUGGAGCGGGAGCACAGGGAGGCCGUGGCCCUGCUCAUCAACGAGCUGGCCGCUGCUGCUGUGGCGGCUGGGGCUGUGGAUGGGUUUGACGAGGGGCUCGUGGACCGGCUCUGCGCUUAUGCCCGCUCCGUGGCACACUUCCCCACGGCUGUUAAAGAGUUUGAGUGGCGCAACGGCUGGUUCCACAGCAUGUCAAAAGCUGCAGUGGCAGCUGGCAAGCCGGACCCGUGCCCCCUGCACUCAGCAUGGCUGGCAGAGGUGGGGGCUGCACCUCUUCCACAAUAAUUGGGUGACAUAACGCAGUUGCAUGAACAGCACAACUACUAUAUUAUUAGUCGUUAAUAGUCGGUUACCAAUGGAGUGUAGGAAAAUUAUUAGUCGUUAAUAGUUGGGCGAUGGUGAUCGGUGUAUUGGCUGCUUUCUUUAUUGAAUCUGGUAAAGAAAGUGAAG
Molecule: messenger RNA, 1300 nt
Organism: Closterium sp. NIES-67
Lineage: Eukaryota; Viridiplantae; Streptophyta; Zygnematophyceae; Desmidiales; Closteriaceae
Source: the annotation of a GenBank genome assembly